AUGGUUAAGGAAAAUACAGCAUCGACUGUGCUUUCGACUAUUGGAACGGUGAUUUGGUGUGUCCAACUCAUCCCACAGAUAUACUUUCUCCACAAACGAAAAAAUGCUGAAGGGUUUCCACCAAUCUUUAUGGCGCUUUGGUGUAUUUCAGGGGUGUUUAUGGCCAUAUAUUUUAUAAUUUCAGAUUCGUAUAUACCCUUGCAGCUCCAGCCACAUUUGUUUACUGUUUUGUGUUCGGUUGCUUGGUUUCAAAGCAUGUACUAUCCUCCUAAUGAAUAUGGAAGGUUGAAGAUAUUGGCUAUAGCAACAACUUUCUACGGGUUGUGGACGGGUUUAGAAGUUGGAUUCAGUGUUUGGCUAAGGCCGGUAUAUUCCAAGGGAACCAAAUGGCCGGACUUGAUUUUUGGUAUUAUUGCUACUGUUUUUCUAACAAUCGGCUUGUUGCCUCCUUAUUUCGAAUUUGCAAAACGAAAGGGAAGGGUUGUCGGUAUAAACUUUGUCUUUCUAGCAAUGGAUAGUUCUGGUGCUGUUUUCAGCAUGGUGGCAAUGAUUAUUGGAACCUUUGACGUCAUGGGAAUGAUUUUAUAUGCAAUGGUAAUUGUAUUGGAGGCAGGAUUGUUUUUGUCUCAGGUUAUCUGGCUUCUCAGAUUUGGAAGGGAAAACAGCGAUGAUACGCAUUUGGACUUGGAAAGUGUGUAUGACAUGGAAUCUAAAAGAGUAGACGACUCUGGUAGGUAUACCGAUUGUGAUUGCGAAUGA
Pichia kudriavzevii is the source of this 759-nucleotide messenger RNA. RefSeq lists its product as uncharacterized. The coding region runs from base 1 to 759 and encodes 252 amino acids. NCBI's taxonomy places the organism in Eukaryota, Fungi, Ascomycota, Pichiomycetes, Pichiales, Pichiaceae. The transcript has a single exon. The record is from RefSeq and is a predicted model, not a curated record.